GUUCCAUUCCCACUUACAAGAAUUAAUACAGCUAAUUAGCUUUGUGGUACGUACUAAUUAAGCCAGUCCAACUCAUUCCCAUGCAGAUGCAGUAUAGUCGUUUUCCAACCGAAAAAUCCUCGUCCAUACAUACAUAAUUUCCAAGCAUAAGUUCUUUUCUAAAAUUAAGAUUAAUGUGCAUGUCACUCUAAUUUGUACUUCUCUUCACGUGUUGAUUGCAUUUGGUCUCUGGGCGGUGAGUCACGUGAUACGCAACUAGAUACAACGUAGUACUAUUACCAAGAUUGUUACCACACAGCGGAGGUCCUAUACGGAAGACCGACGACGUACUCGGUCUAUGCUUCUAUAUAUAGAGCACGUACCACCGUUACUCCGAUCACCACCAUCUUCAACAACCUCUCUUCUUCUCCUCUUCCAUUCUCUUCUCGGUUAGCCUUCGGUGGGAAUCGAAAUGGAGGUGGUGCAGAUACUUCACAUGAACAAAGGCAACGGCGAGGCUAGUUAUGCCCAAAAUUCCGAAGUUCAGAACAAAAUAUUAGCAAUCGCAAAGCCAAUCAUUGAGAAAGCCUUGCUCGAACUGUUGGGGUCAAACCGUGUUAUGGCAACGGAGAGUAUGGGCAUAGCGGAUUUGGGUUGCUCAUCUGGACCUAACACCUUGCUUCUCAUAUCGGAGAUCAUGGAUGUCAUACAUGCCCAACUCAGCAGUGGCCAGCUGCAUCCCUCGUCGUCGUCAAUGGAGUUUAGAGUGUUUCUCAACGACCUAUGCAGCAACGACUUCAACACCGUCUUCAUGACACUUCCCGCAUUCUACAACAAGCUGAGAGAAGACGAUCGCUACAAGAGAUUGUUUGGGGCUAACCCCAACCUCUUCAUUUCGGCUGUGCCGGGCUCUUUCUACGGCAGAUUGUUUGCCAGAAAAAGCCUGCAUUUCGUGCACUCGUCCUCCAGUCUUCACUGGCUCUCUCAGGUUCCCCCUAGCCUGGACAGCAAGACCGGCACGGCCUUGAACAAGGGGAAGAUCUACAUUUCUAAGAGCAGUCCGCAAUGCGUAUUGGAUGCGUACUCACUUCAAUUCCACGAGGACUUUUUGAUGUUUCUCAAGUCUCGGGCAGAAGAAAUAGUUGGAGGAGGAAGAAUGGUCUUGUCAUUCAUGGGCAGGCCAACACUUGACCCUACAACCGAACAGAGUUGCUACCAUUGGGAACUCUUGGCCCUUGCAUUGAUGAGCAUGGUUUCAGAUGGUCUUGUGGAAGAGGAGAAAGUUGAUUCCUUCAACGCUCCCUACUAUGCCCCAUGUGCAGAGGAACUGAAGUCGGUGUUGCAAAAGGACGAAUCCUUCAUAAUGGAUCGACUUGAAGCGUUCGAAAUUGAUUGGGACGGUGGUGGUGAUGUUGUUGAUGAUCAAGCUAAUAUCGUUAAUGGUUUUGAACAUGAUCAGAUGGUGGCUAUUAGUGGGAAACGGGUGGCCAAAACCAUAAGAGCGGUGGUAGAGUCAAUGAUCGAAGCUCAUUUCGGGAUAGAAAUUAUGGAUGAUCUGUUUCAGAGGUACACGGAGCUCGUCACCAAUCACUUGUCAAACAGGAGAACCAAGUAUAUCAAUUUGGUCAUUUCACUGAUAAGAAGGGAUUGAAUUCAGUUUUUCCUCCUUUAGAAGUACAAGUGAACGUGGGCACUUCUUUUUUCUUUUUUUUUUUAAGGUUUUAUUUCAUAGGAUAUGACUCCGCCAUUUGUGGCUAAUUUUCUUCAUGGAUACGGUUUAAAUUGAGUGUUUGCUAUUAGAUAUAAUUGUGAGUAACCACAAAUUUCUUAGUGUGUCCAGGUAAACAUGUACUCCUUUUUUGUAUUUUUUUUAAUAGAAAUUGAUUUCAUUAGUAAUUAAGCCAUGAAAAUGGGCCAGAGUCUAAUAGAACUUAUAUAAGAAAAUCCGAAAAACGUACCGGAUAACUUAUCUAAGUUAAAACUAAACUCAUUAAAGUCUAAUGGGACGCUCACAUGACACAAGCCUAACUAGGCAAGAAUAACCUCGCUUCUUAAGGAAAAAUCAUUCAUCUAGUCUAAUUUGCCGGCACGCAAUUGUGGUACAAAUUACAACUAGAAACAUCUUAGCAAAGCUUAUAGAGUUUAUCCCUACCUCAAUAAGACUUGCACCCAAUGGUCUAAUAGCAUAAAUUAAAAUCUAGCAGCUAACAACCUCGACAACAGGUUGGUCUUCUUGCUCUUCUUUAAAAUCUGCUUACUCAAAUUGGGCCCAAACCCAAAUCCGAGUACUUGAAACAGAAGCCCAAACACUGUGCUAGGCUGUCGCCGCUGCCGCCGGCAUCUGAACUUCCGGCAGUCGGCCUUUCCACCAUUCUGUCUCUCUGUAAUCAACAAAGAUCCAGAACCAGACAAACUCCAGUCAAAAAACCAACUAAAUCCGCACACCACUACGGAGCGCUUAGAUCACCACUCAACCCGAUCUGCUCGCCCCAAACUGAUCUGCAACCGAACGAGCCUUCCUCCUUCGAGAUCCAGCUACAGAAAUUAAUUCGUGUCUUCCCCUGCACUCGAGAACACCACUUGGAAAACACCUCGUUUGGCCAAGACCAAACUCUGAGCACGGACGGGCCACGCGCUGCCGUCUACUGCUCGCUAGAACCCUCCCCUCGUCUGCAGACCUUGCAAACCCUAGAGAGAGGAACGAC
Rosa chinensis is the source of this 2684-nucleotide messenger RNA. Its product is annotated as probable jasmonic acid carboxyl methyltransferase 2. Gene Ontology annotation, molecular function: S-adenosylmethionine-dependent methyltransferase activity. Gene Ontology annotation, biological process: methylation. The record is from RefSeq and is a predicted model, not a curated record. Lineage: Eukaryota; Viridiplantae; Streptophyta; Magnoliopsida; Rosales; Rosaceae. Bases 452 to 1630 code for a protein of 392 amino acids. The transcript has 3 exons.